AUGGAGAAUGAAUUUGACAGUGUGUUUCCUAAAUCUUAUGUGAUGAAAGGAGGAGAAGGUCCUCAUAGCUAUGCUCAAAACUCAACCGGUCAGAAAUCAGCAAUUGAAGCAGCCAAGCACCAUCUUCAAAAUGCCAUUACCAAAAAGUUUGAUUUAAAAGCCAUUUCUGCUUCCUCUGAAAACCUAAUCUGCAUAGCUGACUUGGGUUGCUCUAUGGGGCCAAACACCUUCAUUGCAAUUCAAAACAUAGUAGAAGCAAUACAACUUAAAUACCAAUCUCAAAAUCAAUCUACCCCGGAAAUCCUAGUCUUUUUCAAUGAUCAAGCAUCAAACGAUUUCAACACUCUCUUUCAAAACUUUCCUCCCAAUAGAAACUACUUCGCAGCUGGAAUUCCUGGCUCUUUCUAUGGACGUUUAUUUCCAAAACAAAGCCUGCAUUUAGUUCACACUUCUGCAGCAUUGUCUUGGCUAUCUGAGUUGCCCAAAGAACUUACAGAUAGAAGUUGUGGUGCUUUGAACAAGGGGAGGAUUUUCUAUACUAAUGCCCCAAGUGAAGCUUAUGAUGCCUAUCAGAGACAAUUUAAGAUGGAUUGGGAGGCAUUUCUACAAGCCAGAGCACAAGAGCUUGUGGACAAUGGGAUCAUGGCUUGUUUGAUGAAUGUUAUUAAUGAUAUUGAUUUCAAAGUGGACUUGUAUCUUGGGAAAGAUUUUGAGCUAUUGGGAAGCUGUCCAAUGGACAUGGCCAAAUUGGGACUAAUUCAAGAAGAAAAGGUGGACACCUUUAAUGUUCCUCUUUGUUCUCUCAUUUCAUCAAAUCUGGAUUUGAUGAAAAUACUUGAAACUAGUGAAGAUUUCAGCAUAGAACAAUCAGAGGUAAUGGAUAACAACUGCUUUGUCAUACCAAACAUUGAAUAUUUUGUUUCUCGAUUGCGAGCUGUGCUGGAAGUACUGAUUGAGAAUCACUUUGGAGUGGGAAUUGUUGAUGAACUUUUUGAGCGUUUCACUGAGAAAGUUAGAGAGUUCCCAAAAAUCAUGGAUGUUCCCAAGCUUAAGUUCCAUUUGUUUUUCGUUGUUCUUAAGCGCAAGGUAAAAGCAUAA
Neltuma alba is the source of this 1098-nucleotide messenger RNA. Its product is annotated as probable S-adenosylmethionine-dependent methyltransferase At5g37970. The transcript has 4 exons. The record is from RefSeq and is a predicted model, not a curated record. NCBI's taxonomy places the organism in Eukaryota, Viridiplantae, Streptophyta, Magnoliopsida, Fabales, Fabaceae. Gene Ontology annotation, molecular function: methyltransferase activity. Bases 1 to 1098 code for a protein of 365 amino acids.